Messenger RNA from Gadus macrocephalus (Pacific cod), 5654 nucleotides. RefSeq lists its product as uncharacterized. Lineage: Eukaryota; Metazoa; Chordata; Actinopteri; Gadiformes; Gadidae. The coding region runs from base 385 to 1605 and encodes 406 amino acids. The record is from RefSeq and is a predicted model, not a curated record. The transcript has 3 exons.
CUGAGCAUCUGUCUCUCCCCAGCGGAGCUAGAGAAACAGAAGGGCGGGGGCCGACCCGGGCCCCUAGGAGGGGGCGGGUCCACAACCGGGGGCGCGGCCUCCCCUGGGGGCGGGGCCAGUCCGGCAGGGGGGACAAAGGGCGAGGGAGUGAACGGCAUUCUGGGUAGGGUCAGUCUGGACGACACGUACGCCUCAGUGGACGGACUGAAGCGCACAGCGCUAAGCUCCUCCCUCAGAGACCUGUCAGACACAGGGAAGCGGGGCCGGAGGAACAGCGUGGGUUCCUUGGACAGUACCUUUGAGGGUUCGGUCAUCAGUACUCCUCGCUGCCACCAGCCACUGCAGCGCCCCCCCGUGGGUGGGGGUCUGUCCCACACCCCAACGAUGGAGCCCCCCUCUCCCUCCCCCUACCGGCCGCCCCCCAGCCCCGGAGGGGGAGGGGCCCCAGGCCUCGGCCACGCCCAAGGGGGGCUCGGCCACGCCCAGGGGGGGCUAGGCCACGCCCAGGUGGGGCUCAGCCACUCCCAGGGGGGGCUCGGCCACGCCCAGGGGGGGCUAGGCCACGCCCAGGUGGGGCUCAGCCACUCCCAGGGGGGGCUCAGCCACUCCCAGUCGGGGCUCGGCCACGCCCAUGGGGGACUAGGCCACGCCCAGGUGGGGCUCAGCCACUCCCAGGGGGGACUAGGCCACGCCCAGCCGGGGCUGGGCCACGCCCAAGGUCAGCCGACUGGAGGAGGAGGCGGUUUCCUAGGCAACCUGUUCGGUAGCCGCCGGGGCAAGGUCCCGGGUCCCCUGGUGAUGAUGUCAGCGCCGCCCCAGCAGGGGGGCCCCGUCAGCCCUCUGAUGAUCGCAUCGCCUCCCCACUACCCCGCCCCUGCCCCGCCCCUCCCCACCGCCCUCUCCCCCUGCCCCUCCCCCUCCCCCCACAUGGGGGAGGGAGGGGCGGGAGGGGGGCCUUCCAAGCUACAGGCGCUUCACGCCCAGUAUUGCCACGGCAACAGCGGAGGAGGAGGAGGAGGAGGAGGAGGAGGAGGAGGAGGGGUCGCCGGGCAGCAGCAGCAGACUCCGCCCCCUCCGUACCACCACCACCACCGCUACCACCUGCAGGACGCGGCCCCGCCCCCCCGGCGGCCCCCUCCCCACCCCCACCCACACCACAGGGGGCGCUACGGCUUCACCACGCCCCCUCCCCUCUCCCCCCACUCCCCCAUGGCCCCGCCCACCCCUCACGGACUCUUCCACUCCCACACCGGGGGGCGGCCCGGGGGCGGGGCCAAGCUCCCCCUCACCGUCUCCCACUCACAGCCACACCCCCACGCGCACAUGCACGCCCACAGCCAGGCCGGCCACGGCCACGCCCACUCCCCCCUCAGCCCCUCCCCCUCGUCCGGCCCCCACUUCCUGUUCUCCACGCCGCCGCCGCAGACACCGUCUGCGCGCCUGAUCACGCACACGCCGUACCCCCCCCUGCUCUCCGCCAUACCUCCCCCUCCCCCACACUCCCCCCUUCCCCCCCCUGCCACGCCCCUCUCCCCCCACCCCCCCACAGCACCGGGGGGAGGAGCCAAGUCUAAGCCCAUCAGCCGCAUCAGCACAGUGGUGUGAGGGGUUGGAGCAGGAGGGGGAGGAGGAGAAGGAGGAGGAGGAGGAGGAGGAGGAGGAGGAGGAGGAGGGACAGAGGCAGGAGGACAAGGAUGAGGAGAACUUGUCAUCUUGCAAAAAGACUUACUUCUAACCCACUGCAAUAGAGAGACAGACAGACAGACAGACAGACAGACAGACAGACAGCCAGACAUUUCCUGGUUCCAACUUCCUCCUCUAGUGACCUCCAGAUGACCUUCCCAUCUACUCGUCCACACGAGGGCAGCGAUUGGCACACUGCGAGAUUCGUCACAUGACCGGACUGGACCAAUGAGUAACCAGUGCCAGAUAAUGACCUCUAUUUCCUCUACAGCUCAGCUACGGUCUGGCUAAUGUCAUGCUAACAUGCUAACGCUAACGGUACCCCCUGAUGGGGGCCAUGUUGUUUCCAAGAAGACUGCAAACCGAAGCCAACCGGACAAGGUUCCAGACGGACUCUGAGGACCGUCCGACUGCAUGAACAGGCAGAUCAAAUAUGAAUGUUUAUGGUCACGAUGUUACCGUAUCAACAGGUCUAUACCGUACUAAUUAUCUUACCCUAUAUACUUGUAUAUACGGUAAUAAGAAUUUUACCGUGUAUGCAUGUAAAUACGGAAGCAUUAUUUAUACGGUGAUCACUUCAUGGUACAUACAAAUAUACAUGGUGGUAAUAUUAGGGUAUAUUUAGUUAUAACCUCCCGGUAGAAACAGUGGAUGCAGGGUGUUUGAAUGGUAUAUAUAUAGCAUAUAUAUCGUAUCAUAUAGUAAGGGGUAAGGCUAGGAGCUUGGACACACAGGCACUCCAACGGCCGUGGACGGGAUCCUUUGAGGCUUUUGGUGACAAAUCGUAAAUGGAUGUGGUAUGCAUUCCUGUUUUAUACAAAAAAAUAUAUUCAUAUAGAGGUACAUUUAUUUAUGGAUUCAUACAAUCAGCACCCUUAAUCCAAUCACACUAUUAACACGGAAAUAUAAGCCUAUCAAUAUCCUAAAGUAGACGUUUUGACUGUUUCCACGUCAACUAUAGACUACAGGCUACUGUGUGUGUGAACCCCUUUAUUGUUGGAAUGGAGCCGUAUUGAGACAUAGUGCAUGCUGGGAUGUGUAGUCCUGGGACAGGACAACGUAUCAUUGGUUGGUUCAAAACCCAAAUGAAAUGGUUGACUUGUGAAGUUAAGCUCAAAUAAGAUUUUUAAACAAAAACCUGUUACAUCCACCAGCCGGCCAGACAGUUCAGACCAGUCCUGUUCCCAUGGCCACCAGCUAUGUGUGUGGUGGGUGCUGGUUCGCCUACAGACCUUCUUUGAGACACAGAACCAAGUUCUGUCUUCUGCCAAGACUAAAGGAAUCCACUUUGUGCGUUAUGACGUAUAAGGAACAUGUGGCAACACAUCGUAUAGGAGGUCACUCCCAGCCAGACUCACUCUGCAGACCUGCUGUCACUCCCACCCAGACUCACUCUGCAGACCUGCUGGUGUCGGCUACACAAGUGCUGUCCUGUGGUGACAGGAAGUGACCUCAGAGCAGACAGGAUGUCCUCGUUUAAUUGGCCGGCGUUCUCGACAGGCUGGUCAUGUGAUGAUUGGCAAGGCUCUAGAUCGAUCUCCGGAUGAGGUCCUGUGGGAACCCAGUUACCGUGGAAACCUGGUUCUUUUUUUGGUGUGGAAACUUAAACCGUCUGCCCACUGCACCGUCCGUCAACGGAUGACGGAAGGCGUGGCUGACGGAUGGGGGAGUGGUCUUUGCAGAGGCAUGCGUCAGCCAAGCCCGAGCGAUCUGAUCUGAUUGGAUGACGGAUCCGUCGCUGCCUGAAACGUUGAAUUAUAUUUCAACUUCUUGACGGAGCCGAUGGAUCCGACGCAACGGAUGGAUCCACAAUGCAUUGCGGCUCCGCCCCGCUCAAGGUCAACGGGAUCCGUCGACGGACGGAUGCAGUGGGCAAGAGGCGUUGGGAUCGAUAUUGUGGUGACAGCUUCUUCUAACAUCUUCAUCAGCUCUUCUAAUAUCGUCAGGGCUCCUCCAACAUCAUCAGAGCUCCUCUUUCUUCUACGUUCCUCUAACAUCUUCAGAGCCCCUGGUUCUUCUAACGUCUUCAGAGCUCCUGGUUCCUCUAACAUCUGCACAGCCCCUGGUUCCUCUAACACAUUCACAGCGCCUGGUUCUUCUGUUCCUCGGCGGAGCUCCUGGAUUUCCUUUGGGUCGUCUAUGUGAGCUGAGGUCGUCUCCUUGGCUCUUUUGGUUUUGUGUGUUCCUGCAUCAUAACAAACAGAAACAGGUUCUGACGGUCCAGAGACUCUGCUGGUUCUGACCCAUGGGUCUGGACCCCGCCGCCCGCAUGCUCGCACGAUCUCACACCUCGGAAACGCUGCCUCACACACUUGUAAAAGCUAUUUUAUUGAUAAAGUUUUGUGGUUUUGAACACAGAGGUGAAAUUUUAUCGGUGCCUCUAGCCCUCCUCCUGUCGGUCACCACCGCCACACGCGCACACACACACACACACACACACACACACACACUCAAUCUUUCACACACACGCACACACACACACACACACACACACACACACACACACACACUCAAUCUUUCACACACACGCACACACACACACACACACACUCAGUCUAUCACACACACACACACACACACACACACAUACACACACGCACGCUAUCUUUCACACACACACACACACACACACACACACACACACACACACACACACACACACACACACACACACACACACACACACACACACACACACACACACUCUUACACACACACACACACACACACACACACACACACACACACACAGACACACACACACACUCACUCACUCUCACACACACAGCAGUUUCACUGCCUCCGGAUGUAAACGUAUAAACUACCUAAACAGUAAAAGGAACAAGUUUCUCUGAGUCAUAACAUCUCUCUCCUCCUCCUUUUAAACUAGUUCUCAGAUGAAGUCUCCGCGGGGGACAGCUGGCACCAGCGUCGUUAUGAUUGAUAAUGACACACGUGUCACCACGUGAAUCCGCAGUACAACACUUCUGACCCUUUCAAGAUCUCAAAUACCUUCAACACAUUGAGCCACUCGAGGAGAGCCCUGUUUGACUUAUCAGAAACGUUGUGACCUCUGACCCCUGGAUGGUGGUGCUACUCUCUGUGACCUCUCCCCCCCCCCCCCCGCCCCCUUCUGGCUGCAUGUUACUCCUGUACCCACUCUGAACUCUGAACCUUGUAAAUACAAGAGGACUUAACCUCCCUGGAGUCCUGAAGGAACCCUGAGAACCAGCCUGAUGAGCCCACCAGCUCUGCACACCGUACACCGAGAGAGGGUCACCCGGAUCAGCCUGGAUCUCACCUGGAUCUCACCUGGAUCCACCUGGAUCUCACCUGGAUCUCACCUGGAUCUCACCUGGUUCCACCUGGAUCCACCUGCAUCUCACCUGGAUCCACCUGGAUCUCACCUGGAUCCACCUGGAUCUCACCUGGAUCCACCUGGAUCUCACCUGGAGCCUAGAUCUUUCUGUGUAGAGAUACAGCCGUCUCUCCUCCCAUCUCCUCUUUCUAGAUGUCUGCAUGUGUAGAGAAAGAGACAUCUAGAUAAUGUCUCCAUCUCUACACAUGUAGACAUCUAGAAAGGGGAGAUGUGAUAUAGACACAGAGGCAUACUGACAUGUCUGUAGCUGUCUAUAUGUCUGUGUAGAGAUGUAGAGAUAUAACAGACAUGUCUGUAGCUGUCUGUGUCUAUGUGUAGAGAUAUAGAUCUAUAGCAGACAUGUCUGUCGAUGUCUCUGAGGUUUCGUGGCGACAGUCUUGGAGAGGUGUUCUACGUCCUGGGGGUGAGAGGUGAUGUUGUUGUUCCUGUACUGCGUCCUGCCUGGAGGAACCGCCUUGUUUUAAAGAUGACUUGUGGAAACGUUUCAUUGUGUACAUAAAAUAUAUUACUUGUACUUGUUUUUGAAACGGAGAACUGAACCAGUGGACAUAAUAUAAUUGCUCUUAUGAUAUAAAGAUCUGUUCCAGUGGUG